AUGGCGCCGCCUCUCGCCGCCGUCUCAUCGACGUCGCCCCUGUUCUCUCCUUCCUCAUCCCGCCCCCUCCGCCGCCGCCACGCACCUCCUGCUUCUAUCUCCUUCCAAACGCGGGGACGCUCGCCCGCGGUGGCGGCGGCGGCAGCCGAGGCCUCCGGCAGCCCGCUUCUCGAGGUGCGCGGGCUCACCGCGUCCGUGAAGGAGACUGGGCAGCAGAUCCUCGCCGGCGUCGACCUCACCAUCCGCGAGGGCGAGAUUCAUGCGAUUAUGGGGAAGAACGGCUCCGGCAAGAGCACCCUCACAAAAGUUCUUGUUGGCCAUCCGCAUUACGAGGUAACUGGCGGUACCAUUCUCUUCAAGGGUGAGGACCUGGUGGACAUGGAGCCAGAGGACAGAUCUCUAGCAGGCCUUUUUAUGAGUUUCCAAGCACCUAUUGAGAUUCCUGGAGUCGGCAAUUUCGAUUUUCUGCUCAUGGCAGUGAAUGCUCGCAGAGAAAAGAGUGGUCUACCAGCAUUGGGUCCCCUUGAGUUUUACUCAAUUGUAUCGCCCAAAGUUGAUGCCUUGAAGAUGGACCCAAAGUUCCUUGAUCGCAAUGUGAAUGAAGGUUUUAGCGGCGGUGAAAGGAAGCGUAAUGAGAUAUUGCAACUUUCAGUCAUUGGAGCAGAUUUAGCCCUUCUUGAUGAAAUAGAUUCAGGAUUAGAUGUUGAUGCAAUUGAAGAUGUUGCUAAUGCAGUGAAUGGGCUUUUGACACCCCAAAACUCUGUUUUGAUGAUUACGCACUACCAACGUCUUUUGGAUCUCAUUAAGCCCAGCUAUGUUCACAUCAUGGAAAAUGGCAAGAUAAUCAAGACAGGUGACAGUUCUAUUGCCACACAAAUUAAUGAAGGUGGCUUUAAAUCAAUCGCCCUUGUAUAG
This is a messenger RNA of Miscanthus lutarioriparius, 915 nucleotides long. The record is from the annotation of a GenBank genome assembly. NCBI's taxonomy places the organism in Eukaryota, Viridiplantae, Streptophyta, Magnoliopsida, Poales, Poaceae.